Molecule: messenger RNA, 2734 nt
Organism: Dacryopinax primogenitus
Lineage: Eukaryota; Fungi; Basidiomycota; Dacrymycetes; Dacrymycetales; Dacrymycetaceae
Exons: 6
Coding region: 186-2174 (662 amino acids)
Molecular function (GO): metal ion binding; protein binding; mRNA binding
Source: RefSeq, a predicted model, not a curated record
CCUCCCCCUCCCCACUCAUCUUUCCUUUUUCUUUCACCAUCAUUCCCUAGCCGCCCGCCGCCGUGAAAGCACGUUCGCUGUUGCUUCACGGUUUCACUCAACCAUUCGGGUAUCGCUGGGGCUGUUAGGAUCGUUUCUCGUCCGAUCCCGCCUAGCUGUCCACUCCGCUCAACUCGCACAUCAUCAUGGUCUCGCCGUUAUGGAGGGCAGCGAGCGAUGGUGAUCUGGAAAAAGUGCAGGAGCUUCUUAAGGAAGCUUCCAGCGUCGACGUGGAGAUCAAAGAUCACACUGGCGCAACACCACUCAUCCAGGCGAUCAGGAAUGGACAUGUCGAGGUCGUGAGAGUUAUGUUGGAUAAUGGCGCCGACCCCAACAACAACUCUGCUCAAGGACGACCCGACGUGUACACAGAGGAUCCGACUAUUCUCGAGUUGCUAGUUGGGGCCCGUGCCAAGCUCGAGGCUCCAGCGCCAGCCCCCGCAGUUCCCACGGCUGUCUCCGCCAACUACGUGAGCUACGAGCAGGUUUCGUACGCGGCGUAUCCCCAGGCCUACUAUUCUGAAGGGCUGGUUCCCCCCCCCUACCCUGCCUACCCGUACAUGUACAGGCCGGACAUGAUCCCCGCUGGCAUGGUCAUCUCUUCUGCUGCCCCACCACCUGCUCCUGCAGUUUCUGAGCAGACAGCGCCGGCCCCGUCGCUGCCUCAGCAGGCCUCCCAAUCUCCCGUUCAAAGGAGUGAGAACAGCAGUGCUGGGUUGCCUCCCCCUGAGAUUGCGAAGACCAUUCCCUGCAGAUUCUACCCUGCAUGUCGGUACGGUGCCCAGUGCAUUUUUGCACAUCCCGACCCAGCGCCUGCGUCCACAGCUGUUGUCCAGCCUGCCCCUACCCCGGUCUCUGCCCCUACCUAUGCCUACCCUAUGGCUCCUCUUGCGUAUUCUUAUGGUUCUCCUCCUUACGAUCCCUCGACUAUGACCUAUGGACCCUACUAUGCUAUGACCGCGCCGGCCAUGCCGGCCUACGCUCCCAUGGCAGCCAUGACUUCCCCGCCAUUCUCUGCCGCGCCUGGGGUUCCCCACCAGCGCUCUAGCUCAGAUGUGCAUACCCCAAUAUCGGCAACCUUCUCCCCCGUUACCAACCCCGUUUUGGCCGGCAUGUGGCCAGUCGGGGUCAUUCCACCUAUUUCCCCUUAUGUCCAGCCGGCCAUGGGGCAGGCGCCUCCGAUGUCACCGGUCGAGGCUACUCAUGGUGUCAACGGUGCUUCUCCGCACCCCAUGGCACCUCCCUCGCCUACGACCUUCUACAACCCGGCUGCCGAUGUCUCUAUCCCUACCGCUCCCGCCGCACAUCGGCGUUCCUUCUCCACUCCCCGAGCCUUAGAUGGAUUCGGGCAACUGCAGAUGCCUGACGGCAUUCCACAGCCCGAGACACAAAAUAUUACGACUAUGUACUUCCGCGGAUCAAGCCGUGGCCGGGGAGGAAAGCGAUCCUCCUAUCUGCCCGGCCAGAGGCAGCCCGCCUCCAACGUAGUCUGCUUAUUCUUCCCCACCGGAAAGUGUAAGAAUGGCCCGGAUUGUCGCUUCGCGCAUGUUAUGCCAGGACCCGAUGAUCCGCCACCGGUGCAUCCGCGGACUGCGCGCGCUCGCGCGGCGGCCCUUGAGCUCGAUAGGCAAGCCUCAUUCCCGACAAUCAAUGAGCCUGUAAAUGUGCCGAAUGGGCAUGGGUAUCCUCGGAAUGGCUCGGGCAACGGAUCAUCUCCCUCUAGCCAAAAUGGAGCGUUUGAUAAGCUUCGUGCUAUGCCCAACGGCAAGCACGGAGCGGCCACCGCCGGUAGCUCCCGUUCCAGUUCAGCAGCGCCAGUCAACCGCCAGCGCAUUCCAAAUGCGGAUGAUUUCCCCGCUUUAGGUGGCCCAGGUGCGGGGCCUAACGGGGUGAAGCCAAUUGCGGGUCCUGCGGGACCCACCGCUGCACAGGUGCUACAAGCACCUGCUCCCGCUCCCCGGAGCACGAGCAAACCCAGAACUCAGUCUGAAACGAGUUCGGAGAAGGCUACAAAGAUCGCCGACGAUAUUGCAGACGUGACCAGCAAACUAGAGGCAGUCAAGAUCGAGAGCGUGACCGCGAGUCUUCCCAGGCCGCCGACCCCGGCCCGCGAAUCCGAUGCCGUCUUCGCGUAGAAUUUGACGCCUUCUUAUUUCAGGGUCACACAUCUUUGGCCCGACCACCGACAUCGCGUCUGACUAAUGACGCCCAAAUAUUCUUCUCCAUUCCGUCAGACCUCCGUUCCGUCUACCUGUUUGGAUCUGUACUUGUGUCGAAAUCACCUUACCCUAGCCAUUCGUUAACGUCACUCGUUCGUUGUCCACUAUACCUGGCUCGACAGCGACUUCGGUUGGCCGACUGCCUGAUUCUUUCUCUUCAUCUUUCUGUGGGCCCCCACACGUGUUCACUGGUUGUGUCGCGUUUAUUUCUUCGCAUCAUUUGGUUAUCAUCACGCGUUAUAAAAGUGUCUGCCGACCUACAUCAUUUGUCCUUACUUACAGCUUGCUUUUUCUCGUCUGCUUCUCCCCUCUCGUGCUGUGUUUGUCUCCUUUCGCACCCAUAUUAUUUAGCAUCGCCAGCCCGUAGGUCAGUUGGUUCCAUUUGUUGUUGGUCUCUACAUCCUUUCAGUUAUCCGUCUGCACGUGCAUCUGUUCUGAUCCUCUACAGGAUUGAGCAAUCCAUUCCUGUUGUCAAC